Cololabis saira (Pacific saury) is the source of this 3016-nucleotide messenger RNA. RefSeq names its product serine palmitoyltransferase 2-like. Bases 286 to 1995 code for a protein of 569 amino acids. Gene Ontology annotation, molecular function: serine C-palmitoyltransferase activity; pyridoxal phosphate binding. The record is from RefSeq and is a predicted model, not a curated record. Lineage: Eukaryota; Metazoa; Chordata; Actinopteri; Beloniformes; Belonidae. Gene Ontology annotation, biological process: sphingosine biosynthetic process; ceramide biosynthetic process. Gene Ontology annotation, cellular component: serine palmitoyltransferase complex. The transcript has 12 exons.
CUGGUUAAAUAAAGGCGAAUGACUGAAUGAAUAUCAAAUAAAGCCAUAGAAUUUUUUUUUUUCUCUCUUUAUCGUAUAAUGUUCACAAAGUAUAAUGCAAUUCAUGUCAUGGGUAGUGUAUUCUGAAGGAUCAAAAUACAACAACAUCCCUUAUUAUUAAUUUUACAUCGUGCAAGAAAUGAUGGGGGUGGCAAUCAAACUUUGAAAAUCGACUGUGCGCAUGCGCAGAACCACAGAGUAGCAUUUCUCGGCAGGUAGCAAGGAUUGGCAGAACACCGGCCAGCCAUGAGCGAGAGCCCCGCGACCGGAGCCUGUCAGCGGGGGAGGAGCGGGCUGCAGGCCGGCAGGAACGGCUUCGUGCGGAGCUCCAGCGGCGGGUCGCGGUUCCACCCGGACGAAGAGGAGGGGAGGCCCGGGAUGAUGGCACGGGGAGGAGAGGUCCAUACAGUGUCACGGCAUGGCAGCUUGUACAACCGUCCCUUUAUUGAAUCUUUCGAAGAGACGCCCAUGCUGGUGGCAGUACUCACGUACAUGGGCUAUGGCAUCCUUACCAUCUUUGGCUACCUCCGCGACUUUCUCCGUCACUGGAAGAUUGAAAGGUGCCACAUCGCCAGAGAGAGGGAGGAACAAAAGGACUUUGUCCCACUAUACCAGGACUUUGAGAACUUCUACACCAGGAACCUUUACAUGCGGAUAAGAGACAACUGGAAUAGGCCCAUAUGCAGCGUCCCAGGUGCCAAGAUGGACCUCAUGGAACGGGUUUCCCACGACUACAACUGGACUUUUGAUUAUACAGGUCGAGUAGGGAAGGAUGUGAUUAACUUGGGCUCGUAUAAUUACCUCGGCUUCGCUGAGAAUACGGGUCUGUGUGCUGACGCUGCAGCGGAGAUCACCAUGGCGUACGGCGUCGGAGUUGCAAGCACCAGGCAGGAGAUUGGUAACCUGGACAGACACGAGGAGCUGGAGAAACUGGUGGCCAAAUUCCUUGGCGUGGAGUCCGCGAUGAUAUUCGGGAUGGGGUUUGCAACCAACUCCAUGAACAUUCCAGCGCUUGCCGGAAAGGGAUGUCUGAUCCUGAGUGAUGAACUCAACCAUGCCUCCCUGGUUCUCGGAGCCAGACUCUCCGGAUCCACCAUCAGAGUCUUUAAGCACAACAAUAUGCAGAGCCUUGAGAAACUGCUGAGAGAAGCCAUAGUUCACGGCCAGCCCAGGACUCACAGACCAUGGAAGAAGAUUCUUAUAGUGGUAGAGGGCAUUUACAGCAUGGAGGGCAGUAUAGUGCGCCUUCCGGAGGUGAUCGCCCUAAAGAAGCGCUACCGGGCCUACCUGUACCUGGACGAGGCCCACAGCAUCGGGGCCCUGGGCCGCCGGGGCCGGGGGGUGGUGGACUACUUUGGUCUGGACCCCUGUGAGGUGGAUGUUAUGAUGGGCACGUUUACCAAGAGCUUCGGAGCUGCCGGGGGAUACAUUGCUGGGAAAAGGGAGCUUAUCGAGUACCUGCGCUCCCAUUCCCACAGUGCUGUGUACGCCGCCUCCAUGUCUCCUCCUGUGGUGGAGCAAAUCAUCACUUCUAUGAAGUGCAUUAUGGGAGAGCACGGAACAUUAAUAGGCUGCGAACGUUUGCAGCAGCUGGCAGAAAACACGGUCUACUUCCGUAAGAGGCUUCGAGAAAUGGGUUUCAUCAUCUACGGCAACAAUGACUCCCCCGUCGUGCCCAUGAUGCUCUACAUGCCCUCUAAGAUCGGAGCGUUCGGCAGGGAGAUGCUGAAGAGGAACAUCGGUGUGGUGGUCGUGGGCUUCCCUGCUACACCCAUCAUCGAGUCCCGGGCGCGAUUCUGCCUCUCUGCCGCCCACUCCAAAGACGUGCUUGACAAAGCGCUGGGUGCCAUCAGUGAGGUAGGAGACCUGCUUCAGCUCAAGUACUCCCGUCACAGAAUACAGCCGUCUCUGGAGCGGCCGUUUGAUGAGGACGUUUACGAGGACAUAGAUGACUGAUAAACCAAAGUGGUGGGAAUCAGAACAGCCACAGAGAAAUACAGGUCAAAAUGCAUCACAAGUCUUCCAGGAGGACCAGGAUGUGCACACGCCCCCACCUGUCACUAACUUGCCACAAUAUAACCCCACAACAAAUGGAAAUCUCAUCCGAUUCUUCUUUGCCUUACUUACACAUGCAGAACUUGUGGUGAAUGCACUGAAAACAGCACCUCUGCUUUCUCCUGUGUACUUUUGGUGUAUUUUAUGUCAUUGUUAUUAUUUUUAUGAUUUUGUUUUAAAUACUUUUGCAUUUAUUUUAUUUUUUUAGUCACUUACAUGUCGUGUGUCUUGUGGAAUUUGUUGUUGUUCAGCCUUGUUACACAUGUGAGGUGCAUGUCGGCUCUCCAAAUGUUACUGAGAAUCUGCCUCAAGGGGACUCUGGAGCUGAUUUCAUGGGUUAAAGUUGCAUUUAGCUGUUAAAAACACAUUCCUAUCCAGUACUUUUCAGCUCACUGAUUAUUGCCGUGAACAGAACGGACAGGAUCGUACGAGCUGCCUGUCUGAAGGCCAGCUUUUAUGGAACAGCUACGUUUUUAAAGUCAAAAUCCCUUUCCCAGAGUGGGAAUAUUGCUCUGAACAGUCAUUUCUGACAGAAUCAGGUUUCAGUGUUUUUUGUUUUUCAUCCUUGAUUUUUAUUUCCACCAGUUGUUUUUUUUUUUCUUAAUUUUUUUAUUUUUUUUUUUUAUUUUUUUUACGUUUCUAUUUCUGUAACACUAAACAUGAAAUGUUAAUCACCAAAGUUUCGAGGUGCUGAAUGUCUCCAACCGUCAGUCUUUCAGCUGAGCGAACUGCCGCGCUUCAUACAGUUUGUAGUAUAAACACAAGCUAUUUACUUAAAAGAUAAGAGGAAACAAGUCCAAUUUGAGCUUUUAAAGGCACAGUUCACCUCCAAAGCAAAUGCAUUUCCCCCCACUGGUCUGUUGUGCUCUUUUCCACAUUUUCUGGGGUGUUUUUUUGGUUGGUUUUGAAUUGAUCAGUUUUA